Messenger RNA from Sorex araneus (European shrew), 3905 nucleotides. It is a transcript of the gene TMEM168, whose product is annotated as transmembrane protein 168. The coding region runs from base 404 to 2497 and encodes 697 amino acids. The record is from RefSeq and is a predicted model, not a curated record. NCBI's taxonomy places the organism in Eukaryota, Metazoa, Chordata, Mammalia, Eulipotyphla, Soricidae. The transcript has 5 exons.
CCCCGGGGCUGCGGCGGAGGCCGGCCCUCGGGGCGGGCGGAAACGCGCGGCGCGGCUUGAGCCCAGCGCCGACCCGUACCGUCGCGGAGUCGGCGGCAGCAACAUGGCGGCCGCGGCCGGGCCGGUAACGGAGAAAGUUUGCCACGAGACGGGCCUGUGCUGACCGUGUGCGGCCUCGGCUCUCCGGUGCUUCCCGCCCCGCUCCUCCCCCGGCGCCCUGCCGCCUCCCGCCUCCCGCGUGUCGGCGCAGCCCCCAGCGUUCCCGGGACCCAAGUUUCCGCGGCAGAUCACUAUAAACAAAAAUUCUGCCUGUGAAAAUGUUGAAAUAGAAGCUACGAAUACGUUUUGUUUGCUGGAUGAAAUACAAGGAGUUACAUUUUGGAAAGCCCCCGUUGUCAGAUACAUGUGUAGAUCACUGCGCUAUUGCUUUAGUCAUUGUCUCUAUUUAGCAAUGACAAGACUGGAAGAAGUAAACCGGGAAGUGAACAUGCAUUCUUCAGUGCGAUAUCUUGGCUAUUUAGCCAGGAUCAAUUUACUAGUUGCCAUAUGCUUAGGCCUCUAUGUAAGAUGGGAAAAAACAGCAAACUCCUUAAUUUUGGUGAUUUUUAUUCUUGGCCUUUUUGUUCUUGGAAUUGCCAGCAUACUUUAUUAUUAUUUUUCAAUGGAAGCAGCAAGUUUAAGUCUAUCCAAUCUUUGGUUUGGAUUCCUACUUGGCCUUCUGUGUUUUCUUGAUAAUUCGUCCUUUAAAAAUGAUGUGAAAGAAGAAUCAACCAAAUAUUUGCUUCUGACUUCCAUAGUACUAAGGAUAUUAUGCGCUUUGGUGGAGAGAAUUUCUGGUUAUGUUCGUCACAAACCCACUUUAAUCACCACAGUUGAAUUUCUGGAACUUGUUGGAUUCGCCAUUGCCAGCACAACUAUGUUAGUGGAGAAAUCUUUGAGUAUCAUUUUACUUGUUGUAGCUUUGGCCAUGCUGCUUGUUGACCUGAGAAUGAAAUCUUUCCUAGCAAUCCCAAACUUAGUUGUUUUUGCAGUCUUAUUGUUUUUCUCCUCCUUAGAUACCCCCCAGAAUCCCAUUGCUUUUGCAUGUUUUUUUAUUUACCUGAUAACUGAUCCAUUCCUUGACAUAUAUUUCAGUGGAUUGUCAGUAACUGAACGGUGGAAACCCUUCUUGUACCGUGGAAGAAUUUGCAGAAGACUUUCAGUUGUUUUCACUGGAAUGAUUGAACUUACAUUUUUCAUUCUUUCCGCAUUUAAACUUAGAGACACUCAUCUCUGGUAUUUUGUUAUACCAGGCUUUUCCAUUUUUGGGAUUUUCUGGAUGAUUUGCCAUAUUAUCUUUCUUUUAACUCUUUGGGGAUUCCAUACCAAAUUAAAUGACUGCCAUAAAGUAUUCUUUAUUCACAGGAUAGAUAACAAUAGCCUUGAUAGAAUCAUGGCAUCUAAAGGGAUGCGUCAUUUUUGCUUAAUUUCAGAGCAGUUAGUUUUUUUCAGUCUUAUUGCAACAGCAAUUUUGGGAGCAGUUUCUUGGCAGCCAACAAACGGAAUAUUCUUAAGUAUGUUUCUGAUUGUUUUGCCAUUGGAAUCCAUGGCUCAUGGCCUCUUUCGUGAAUUGGGUAACUGUUUAGGAGGAACAUCUGUUGGAUAUGCUAUUGUGAUUCCCACUAACUUUUGCAGUCCUGAUGGCCAGCCAACACUUCUUCCACCAGAGCAUGUACAAGAGUUAAAUUUGAGGUCUACUGGCAUGCUUAACGCUAUCCAAAGAUUUUUUGCUUUUCACAUGAUUGAGACUUACGGAUGUGAUUAUUCCACAAGUGGACUGUCUUUUGAUACUCUACAUUCAAAAUUGAAAUCUUUCCUUGAACUUCGAACUGUGGACGGACCUAGACACGAUACCUACAUUUUAUAUUACAGUGGGCACACCCAUGGUACAGGCGAAUGGGCUCUUGCAGGUGGAGACGUACUACGCCUUGACACACUUUUAGAAUGGUGGAGAGAAAAGAAUGGUUCCUUCUGUUCCCGACUUAUCAUUGUAUUAGAUGGUGAGAAUUCGACCCCAUGGGUGAAAGAAGUGAGAAAAGUCAAUGACCAGUAUGUUGCCGUGCAAGGAGCAGAGAUGACAAAGACAGUUGAUAUUGAAGAAGCGGACCCACCACAGCUGGGAGACUUUACGAAAGACUGGGUGGAGUAUAACUGCAACUCCAGCAAUAACAUCUGUUGGACUGAGAAGGGGCGCACAGUGAAAGCGGUGUAUGGUGUGUCAAAGAGGUGGAGUGACUACACUCUGCAUCUGCCAACCGGAAGUGACGUGGCCAAGCACUGGAUGUUACACUUUCCUCGUAUUACGUACCCCGUAGUACAUCUCGCAAAUUGGCUGUGCGGUCUGAACCUGUUUUGGAUCUGCAAAACUUGUUUUAGGUGCUUGAAAAGGUUAAAAAUGAGUUGGUUUCUUCCUACGGUGCUGGACACAGGACAGGGCUUCAAACUUGUCAAAUCUUGAUGUGAAAUCCAAAGUAGAGUAUUAUUGAGAAUUGAUACCAUCAGUUAUGACUAACUUGCCAUUUUUUGUAUAUUGUAUUUUUUUUGGGGGGGGAGGGGUUGUGUGGAAAUUACCUUGCUACUUCUGUGGCGACUUUCAGUGUCUUUCAAAUAAUUAUGGUGUAUGUAAGCUGUUGGGAAGAAACGUUUUAUACAAGAAGUGGGGAGUCAUAAAUACUGACUGUAAAUGCGUAACAUGUUAAAAAUAACAAUGCACUUUGAGGAAUGUUUUAUAUAUGCCUGAUUGGAAAGAAAACACAUGUCUGCACUGCAGUGGCCUGCAAAGAAUUACUAAUGCCUUAUUUUCUAGGCAUGAGAAUGUAGGCCAGACAGUUUUUUUACUACUGGUAAGAAUUCUACCAAUUUGCUUAGAGAUCAUUUUUCUAUCAACAGUAGGUUUGAGUUCAAGGUGGUUUGAAGAAUUAUAGAUGCUUUCUUAGAAAAUGAACGUCUGCAUGAUGUAGAAGCAAAAUUUGCUUAUGUACAUUGAGAAGUCUGGUUGCACAGUAUUACCAAUUUAGCAGAGAAACCCAAAUCACUCUUCGGAUCAAAACAUUCUUCAUGUAGUUAACUUGUAAAGGCAGGAGCCCAUGAAAUGCUUCUUAUGUAUUAUUGGAAGCUUCUAAAAGCACUGUCAAUUUUAAGACUCUUUCUCAGGGUAACAGUAUUUUCAUAAUGAACAAUAUUUCACCAACAAAUUUCUUCCAAUAAAUUGUCUUCCCUUUCAAAUGUUACCUUACAAAAAGCAGUUUUUCACAGAUUUAUAAGACUUCUGCAUCCAGAUAUGAUUUUGAUCUUUGUAGAUGAAUGCUCUACCACAGAAAUUAUUUUUUAAUUCCCCAUUAAUAGGUUUUUUUUCUACUACAGUUCAAAGAAUUGGAGAUAGGUCAUUUUUUUGCUUGUAACAUAUAUUAUGUAAAGAAGUGUUCAUAUAGGCAAUUUUAACUAAGCAUAAUUGUGUAGUUCUAAUUUUUAACCUUAAUUCAGUGUUUUGUUUGAUUAAAGUGGGGAUUUAGGGUAUCUCCCAAAAGGUAAUUUACCGUCUACACACCUCUCCAAUUCUCGGUUUUCAUUUCUGAGAAAUAGCAAGAGGAAAAUAGAAUUAAAUUGGGGAAUAUUCUGAUCUUCAUUGUUUAAAUGGUGUGACUUCCUACCAUUGAAGCCAUUUAUCCAGCCUCGGCAGGAGGAAAUAAUGCCUCUACCACUUUCUACCUGACAGUUUAAAAACUAAAGUUUCAGUUAGAAAGAAGUGACUUAGUGUCAGGGAAUUUAUAUACCACUAUCUAUGCAGCAUUGCUAUAGUCUGAUUAUUUCCGUGUUUUGAAUAUGAUUUACCUACUACCUUGAAUAAAAUUUUGUUUUAAAAUUUU